UGUUGAAUUAUGGGAUUGUUCGUUUGUAAAUUCGACGCCAUUUCUUGCUCUGUGUUGUUUUAUCAAUAUUAUAAAGUAUAGUUAUUUCUAAAUAACUAUUAAAUUAUAUAGGAAGAAGAAAGAUUAUAAAAUGGACCGUCCUCCUGGAACAGAAUAUUAUGAAGAGGGAGCUAUACAGUCAAGUAGUUUUUCUGGGGGGGAUGUAAAUGAACAGAGAGAUUACUAUAAUAAUCAAGAUAAUAGUAUUAAUGAUUAUUAUAAAAAUAUUUCUCAACCACAAAUUCAUUCAGAAUCUUCCUCACCAUCAUCUGCAUCAUUAUCUACAAAUCCCUCAUCACAGAGAGAUGCAGACAGACAACAAAGAGAAAGAGACAGAAAUCGACGAAGAGAUAGAAUAAGAAGUAGGGAUUAUAAAUAUGAUAGAGAAAGAGAUAGAAGUCAUGAAAGAAGUGACAAUAAUUUCUAUAAUUAUGACGAGCAGUCAAGUAAUUAUGAAGGAUAUGGAUAUGAUGAAAACUAUAAUGAAAACAGAGAUACGUAUUUUGAAGGUGAGGGGUAUAAUAACAAUAAUAAUUAUGAUGCUGACAACAGUUAUGCCAAUCGCAGAGAUAAUUAUAACAACUACUCAGAAAGAUCUGAUGAUUAUGGAGAGAGAGAUGAUAGAAGAAGCCGAAGCCGUGGGAGAGAUAGAGAUCGUGGUAGAGAAAGAGAUAGAGAUAGAGAUCGGGAUAGAGAAAGAGAUAGAGAUCGUGACAGAGAUACCAGAGACAGAGACCGUGAUCGUGACCGAGAUAGAGAUCGGGAACGUGAUAGAGACAGAGACCGUGAUCGAGAUAGAGAUAGAGGACGAGAAAGGGACUGGAGAGAGGAAAUUCCCAAUCAUACAAUUAUGGUUAGAGGCUUAGCAUCAAAUGUUACUGAAGGAGAUGUAUAAACUAACACUUUAUACCACUUUGUACAUGCCCGUGUAGGUGCAUCCCGCGGCUUUGCUUUUGUGGAGUUUCAGUUACUCUCCGAAGCCGUGCGCUGGAAGGAACUUACACAGGGUGUACUGGUGUUCAAUGGUCAGCAGCGAGCAACAUUGCAUUACAGUAUCCCCAAAGAAGGCAGUGGGCCUGAAAGGGGAGGUGGUAAAGCAGAUUGGAAUUGCAGCAAGUGUGGUGUUAACAAUUUUCGCAGAAGGAAUCUAUGUUUUAAAUGCAAUGCACCUAGAGAAGAAGCUGAAUGUACUAGACAUUGUGGUGAAGGUUUUGAUGAAGUUAGUUCUACUCCAUCCAACACACUUUUAUUUAGAAAUCUUGAUAUUCUUACUACUGAAGAACGAGUACUUGCCGUAUUAGGCCAAUUAACAAGUUUACCGAUAAAAAGCUUGCGUGUUGCAAAAGAUCCUUUAACUAACACUUCUCGUGGAUUCUGUUUUGUUGAACUUCAUUCUACAUCAGAGGCUACUCAGUUGCAUGAUCUGUUGCUUUCAAUGGGGGGUCAGUUUUAUAUAGAUGGCAGACAAGUUGGAAGUGCAUCACAAGAGAGUUUACCCAACACAAACUUAAUACAGCCAUAUGUUACUGUAUCAUAUGCAAAAAGGUCGCUAACUGCUAUGAAUAGUGCUGCGAGUGCAAAUGCUGCAAGUGUUGCAUUAGCAGCAGCUCAGUGGACCAAUCAGAAAAAUAUCUCCAAUUUAGGAACUGUAGUAGUUGAUGGUGUAACAUAUCAGAAAUAUCCUGUUCCAGAUGUAUCCACUUAUCAGUAUGAUGAUACCUCUGGGUAUUAUUAUGAUCCAACAACAGGCUUAUAUUAUGAUGCCAAUUCUCAAUAUUAUUAUAAUGCUGAUACUCAACAGUAUUUAUAUUGGGAUGGUGAAAAGCAAACUUACCUUCCAGCUCCAACAGCUGCUAGUAAUUCAGGAAUGGCUGCUGCUGCUGCUGCAGCUGAAGAAGCUAUUCAUGAUAAAACUAAAGGAAAAGAGAGAGAUAAACAAGAUAAAGUAAAAAUUGCUAAGAAAAUUGCAAAAGAUAUGGAGAGAUGGGCAAAAACAUUAAAUCAGAAAAAAGAAAAUGCAAAAUUAGGUCUAAUAGGUAAUAUUCCACAAAGUAUAUUUCUUAGCGAGUCAUUUGGUAGGCAGUCUGCUGCAGCAGAUGCUGGUUUUGCAAUACUUGAAAAAAGAACAACUCCAGCAGAAAGGCAAGCAUUAUUAACAGAUGCUUUAAAGAAAAAAGAAAUGGAAGAAAAGAAAUUAAUGAGUUUUUCAGUUCUUGCCAAAGAAAAACCACCAGCACUUGUAGCAGCUUAUGGUGGUGAAAGUGAUUCUGAAUCUGAAGCAGACCUUCCAGAGGAAUGUUCUGCUCUUGAUGCUUGGAAAGCAGAAGAAGCCAAGCUUACAGAUUGGGUUAAAAUUGCUUGUUUGCUAUGUAAACGUCAAUUUCCAAGUAAAGAAGCUCUUUCCAGGCAUCAGCAACUUUCUGAUCUUCAUAAACAAAAUUUAGAUAUGUUAAAAAGAAGUAAACUUACACCAGACCAAUUAGAAGAAUUAGAGAAAAAAGAAAAGGAGGCUGGAUAUCGAGAUAGAGCAAAAGAAAGAAGAGAGAAAUAUGGUCAACCGGAUCCUCCACAUCCUAACAGGUUGAAAGAUAAAUACAUGAAACAUUUGGAACAACAACAGGCUGCAGCAUAUGAAGAACCUACAAAACAAGGAAUUGGUAGCGAUAAUAUAGGAAAUAAAAUGCUAAAGGCAAUGGGAUGGACGGAAGGUCAAGGAUUAGGAAAAACUAAUCAAGGAAUGUCUGGAAUUGUAGAGGUACAAAGAAGAGUUCAAGCUGCUGGUUUGGGCAUGAAAGGAGCCACUUAUGGAGCAAGUGCUGGUGACACUUAUAAAGACGCCGUCAAAAAGGCCAUGCAGGCAAGAUACAACGAAAUCUCUUAGUAACAUGUUACAAGAGAAUCCUGUACAGUGUCCGUGACGAUCAUCAUUGUGCGUGUAGAUAAUUUUUUUAACGACGAAAACCGCCACGUAUUUUUCUUGUCAAAAGAGCCUCCGGUCUCAUGUAUCAUUGUUUUCAUUAAACAUUCCUUUGCAAGAAUUUAGAUUGUAAGAUGAACUUUAUUUAAUUAAAGCUUCUUAAAAAUAAAA
Messenger RNA from Centruroides sculpturatus (bark scorpion), 3127 nucleotides. Its product is annotated as RNA-binding protein 5-like. Lineage: Eukaryota; Metazoa; Arthropoda; Arachnida; Scorpiones; Buthidae. Gene Ontology annotation, biological process: mRNA splicing, via spliceosome. Gene Ontology annotation, molecular function: RNA binding. The record is from RefSeq and is a predicted model, not a curated record. The transcript is spliced from 20 exons. Gene Ontology annotation, cellular component: nucleus.